Pelmatolapia mariae (spotted tilapia) is the source of this 6027-nucleotide messenger RNA. RefSeq names its product ADP-ribosylation factor-like 4D (gene arl4d). Gene Ontology annotation, molecular function: GTPase activity; GTP binding. Lineage: Eukaryota; Metazoa; Chordata; Actinopteri; Cichliformes; Cichlidae. Gene Ontology annotation, biological process: intracellular protein transport; vesicle-mediated transport. The record is from RefSeq and is a predicted model, not a curated record. Gene Ontology annotation, cellular component: cytoplasm; plasma membrane. Bases 243 to 848 code for a protein of 201 amino acids. The transcript is spliced from 2 exons.
UAAGGUGCUGUGCGCUCGAGUCUCUCCGGAGCUCCUCAGUGCUGCUGGAGGAGAACACGAAGAUCGCUUGUUGUGAACUAUGGCCGUGUUUAUCGCUUGUGGAUGAUGAUUUCACCGAACAUCUAAAAAGGCCUCCAGCACCAUCUGAUCUUGGACAGGGACCAAAUGCCAAUCCACUGAGAAAGGAUUAAAACAGGAAUCUUUCACCUCACCUAAGUAGGUGUGAAUUGCUGGCUGGAGUCAUGGGGAACCAGCUGACUGAUAUCGCUCCCAGCACGCCGUUCCUGCCAAGCUUCCAGUGCCUACACGUGGUCGUCAUUGGCCUCGAUUCGGCCGGAAAAACCUCUCUGCUCUACAGGCUCAAACUCAAGGAGUUUGUUAAAACAAUCCCAACCAAGGGCUUCAACACAGAGAAGAUCAAAGUGGCAGUCGGGGCAUCUCGUGGAAUAAACUUCCAGAUUUGGGAUGUGGGUGGGCAGGACAAGCUGCGUCCACUCUGGAAGUCCUACACUCGCAGGACAGACGGGAUGGUGUUUGUGGUGGACUCCACCGAGGUGGAGCGAAUGGAAGAGGCCAAAGUGGAGCUCCACAAGAUCACCCGCACGUCAGAGAAUCAGGGAGUCCCGGUGCUAAUUCUCGCCAACAAACAGGACCUGGACUCGGCCUUGUCUGUGAGCGAGGUGGAGAAGCUGCUCUCUGUUCAUGAACUGAGCAUGUACACGCUGUAUCACGUGCAGAGCUGCAGCGCUGUGGACGGUCAGGGGCUCCAGCUGGGCUUGGAGAAACUCUAUGAGAUGAUCCUGAAGAGGAAGAAGAUGGUGAAGCACAACAGGAACAGGAAGAGAUGAACUACCGGUUCACACUGUGGACUUUAUACACCAGAGAUUUAUACACUGCUCAGAUGCUUCCAGGUUUAAUGGUCCUCUUUAAUGGGAAAGCAAUUUGUGCCAACAAAACAACAAUUACACACGGCCUGAGGGUCCGGAGAAAUGGAUUUGCUCAUAAUAACUGAAAUAGUAUUGACAUUUUUUUUGUUCUGCAGCUGUCCUUUGACAACUUAUAGAUUUAAGGAAACCUUGAUAGCAGUUAGUCCUCACUAAGUGCUUUUCUACACUUGUUUUAAAGAAGAUUUCUGAGAAGACACUUGCCUGUUCACUUUAGGACUCAUAGAGGGCCACAUUCCCAUUUGAUGAAGAAGAUUUACUUAAAAUAACGUUCUUAUAUUCCUCGAAAGGCUUGCACAGAUUCUGUACCACUAAAUUGCUGUUUUUCUUCCACAAUGUACUGAUCUUUUUUCAAAAUAUUUAUUCAGUGUAUAUGUAUUUGUACUGGACAGAGGCUCCUUUUUCUUUUUUGUAAAUGAACAGCGUCCAGCGCUCACUUAGCACCAAUGAUAUUUAGUUUAAUUCCUAACAGAUCCUAAGUGCAUUCCCUUCACAGACACAUAUAUAUAUACAAAUUUAGCUACCACUGUAUAAUUAUACUGUUUUUACAAAUUGUAAUUUUUUCGUAAACUGAAGACUUAAUAAACCUAGCACUGUACAGAACAUACAUUGCUAUCUUUGUAUUUUGAAGGUAGUUGAUAGGAAUGAGUUAAACUUUUUGGAUUACAUGGCACGCAUAAUCUCUCAGCUCUAAAUUCACCUCAAUAUUGAGAUUUUCUGGCCACUUCUACAGUGAUAUUUGAACGUCAUCUGUAGCCGUGACUUUAAUGUCCAAGUGGAUUCAAUGAUCAAAUCAAAAUAUUGCAGGUAACCUCAAAAAACACUCGCUGAAAACACAUUUUAUUGUAACUGAUAAUAAGAUAAACUAAUAUUAUUCAUGGACAGCAAUACAGACAGCAGAUUUGGCAUAGUUAUCCAUCAUUAAUCACUAUUUGGUGUGAUUGGACAGACAAGCAUGCUUUGUUAACUUAUAAUUAAACUGCAGCCAUGACUGACUGUUGAUGCAUUUGUAUGUAUGAAAAAUAAGUCCUGCUGAUGUUUGCGCAACUUGGGAAACACUUGAGAAGUGUUUGGGAAAGAGGCUGGGAAGCCUUGAUAAAGUUGUGGCCCCGGGGCCUGUGAUAUCUUCAUAUGCCUCUGCUACCUGCUGAGCACCAAACAGCACUAAGCACCUAAAGAAACAUAUUUCCCCCAGGACUUGGCAGACGGAGCUGAAAGACAGUGAAUAUUAAAUUUCCUUUGUUGACACACACAAAAGAGAAAAUACAUCAACCAAUGCAUAUUGAUGGCAGAAUAAUUAAUUUGCCAAAAAUCUGCAUUAGUCCCCCGAAAUCUAGUAUCAAACAGGCUUUAGUUAGUAUUUCUUUACAUCAAAUAUUUGCUACCUUAACAGAUGAUACCAUUUUAGCGCUCUUACCAAAAUAGGGGGGAGGAUCUCCUCCUCGUCCCCUCCCCCACACAAGACCAAACAAUCCGUUUAGUUUGAUUUCCACCUACUGCUGACAGUGUAACUGCAUCAAUUAGUGGUGAGACGGCUCAGAGGUGAGCUGGUUGAGUUGUGCUGUUGAUUUUGUGGUCAUGUGGGGCUGAAUCACCUGAGGCCAUCUGUACAGCAGAUGCUCUGUUGCACUCUUGCUGGAAGUCAACUGACUGUAGCCAUCUCGUCUUACUACUUAUUUUAAUGUUAGUCUCACAUUUAUGUGUUUAGUGACCCUGGGAUGAAAUAAAAUAAAUAAUACCACUGGUAAAAAUGCAUUUCAAAGACUGGCAAAAGAUAUCUGGCAUCUUGAAUCGAGUCAAAGGAUACGUGAGCUUCUUGUCUCUUGCUGUCAAAAAUAUGAGAAACCUGUUUUCAUAAAUCCAGGAGAUAAAUAAGAAAAACAGAGACCUUUUCUUUUAUUUAAAUUUCACUAUACUGGCAUUUUAAGAGUUUUUACACUCUGUUUCUGAUGUGUCAUCUAACUGUUCAUCGUUACUGUAGCAAAUAUCAGAAAUGUUCCAUUGUACUUAAUACUAGCUCUGAUCACACACUGUAUAUAAAAGAUAGGUGUCGCCAUUAUGACGUCACCCGCUGCUUUCUAGACUAUUUUGGCCACUGUCACUGAUCCCAAAGAUUUAUAUGAGAGGGUGGAGUGCUAAGUUUCCAGCUAAUGUGGAUGGUUUUUAUCACACAGUAUUCCAUAUUAUUUGUCAGAUAAUCUAUUAAAAAUGCCCCAUAAGGCACUAACAGCAAAAAUGCAGUGAAGAAGUUCAGUUUAAUAUCUCAAAGUAGUGGAGGGAAGGCCUAACGGACCCUGAUUGGCUCCAUCUGCCUGUGUCAGGACACCUGCCAAUUAAAGCAGUCGUGCUAAUAACUCUAGUGUUCAGGUGGAUGAGUUAGAAAAAAGCUAUCAGUCAUUAUCCAAAAACAUACCUUAUACAAGCUGUAAACAUACUUUAUAAUGCUCUAUAGCAGGCCUCUUUAGCUAGUGAGUCUACAGGGUUUGACUCACAUUUGCAGCUAGCCUUUGGUGGCCAGUAGUGGAAAAAAGUUUUUGGCACUUCAGAGUCGGCUUCAUUUUCCCACUUGGUGUUAAUCCUCUCUUAAGUUGCCAUUCAGCUACGCGUGGGUGUGCUCCUGGCCUGUAUUUGUCUUGCCUGACAUGAUGAGAUAAUGACUUGUUACCUAUUCGCGUGCCGCCCGCUGAGUGUUCUUAAACGCUCAAUGUCAAGCUGCACUUGCUUGCACUUAAGCACGUGCAUGUCCAUUAUGACAAGAAACCCGCGCACCCACACGAGCACCCAUGCGCAUCUUGACUUGUGUGACCUCACCGUCCCUAUUAUUCAAAACGGUGAGCUCAUUAAAAGUUUCAAGGAUGUGUUGCAGCAUCAUCCUGACACAGCAGCUGGUCGCUGAAUAAAUUUGCAUCAUAAUGUGGUGUUUUCAACAGCUGAGACACAUUCUGGGCAUUUGGAGACAUCAGUCAGCCAAUGAAAAACAAAAAGUAUGUGGCUGAGCUUAUCUCCUCAGAUAAGCCAUACAAUGAAGCGAUGGGAAACUGUUGUUGAAGCUAGGUUAAGAAGACAGGUGACAAUCAGUAGGCAGCAGUAUGGCUUCAUGCCAUAAAAGAGCAGAUGGAGAAGUAUAGAGAAGGUCAUACGGAGUUGCUGUGUCUUUGCGGAUCUAGAGAAAGCAUAUGUGGACCUGUGGUACUGCACGAGAAAAUCAGGAAUGGCAGAGCAGUAUGUGAGGGUCAUGCAGGACUGCAAGACAGUGGUAAGGUGUGCAGUGGGAGUGACAGAUGGGUUCAAGGUCGGGGUAAGAUUACAUCAGGGAUGGUCUCUGAGCCCCUUCUUGUUUGCAGUGGUGUUAGACAGGUUGACAGAUUAGGUCAGGCAAGAGUCUCCGUGGACUAUGAUGUUUUCAGAUGACAUCUGUAGUGAGAGUAGGGAGCAGGUGGAAGAGAGCCUGGAGAGGUGGAGGCAUACAUGGGAGAGAAGAGAAAUGAAAGUGAGUAGAAACAAGACAGAAUACAUAAUGUGUGUGAAUGAAAGGGAGACGAGCGUAACAGUGAUUUAUGUGAGUAGAGCUGGCGAAGGGAGAUGAGCUUAAAUACCAGACAGUGCACAAAAGAAGUGAAGAAGGGAGCCCAGUCAGGGUGAAGUGGGCGGAGAUGAGUGUCAGUGGUGAUUUGUGACAGAAGGAUAGCAGCAAGAGUGAAAUAGAAGCUUUACAAGAUCGCAAUGAAACCUGCUGUGAUGUGUGGUUUGGCGAUGGUUUGGAAAUGUAGUGAAGGAGGACAUGCAGAGGACUGGUGUGACAGAGGACGCUAGGGGUAACGUGAGGUGAAGGAUGACAGUCCACUGUGGCGAUUGCUAAAGGGACCAGCUGAACAAAGAAGAGGAAAAACAGAAGACAACUAUGACGCCAGUAAGGCGCAAUGCUGUCGUGCCCACAGUCUCCCGCACACCUGAUUGACUUCCAUCCAGCGGUGGAAAAACCCAAGGGAGCUGCAUGUGCAUUGUCUUUGUUGCACAGUGGUUUUCUCUUGCAUGUUUCUGUCACAUGCUGUGCAGACUCCUUGUUACUCUCUGCCUUGCCUCCUCCUUUCUAGGGCAUCCUGGUGGCUGACAAGAAACACACAAGAGAGGGAAGCCUGGGGAUUAUGUGUCAGGGUUUAAUCUCACAUAGGCAGGUGUAUCCCUGGAACGGUGUGACAUAAAUCAGAGACAGGCACACCACUGGGCUUUGAAAACAAUAAGCAAAGCCACAAAUAACAAAUUCUUCCUGUUCUCCUUAAAAUUCACAAUGCAAUGACUGCAAGGAGGCACAGUCUUAAAAAUAUAAGCCAGAAUAUAUUGGGUCUAUGAGUGAGGACUGGCAUAGCAGUGCUGUGAACAGAUAGAUGACUAUGUUAACAUAUUUGAUGAAUAUCCUCAGUUAUUACAACUGUGGAUUGAUGUAGUGGUCUACAGAAAUCUGAAUGAAUUUCUGCUAAAUUAAAAUGAAAUUAUAUCAAAUAAAGCUGUUGCUGGGUCUCAGAUUGUUUAGACAAUGUUGUAAAACUUGUGAAACUACAGGCAUAUGGACAUACAGGCUUUUUAAAUCUUACUGAGGGGAAAGUCUCCAAAACUUUACAGCAGAUUUAGCUGAAUUUGUCUUAUGCUCACGUCCCACUAACUAGUAAAACUAAAAUUAGAGGCUUGAUAAUAAUCAUGUGGAUUCAAUCCAUGCGAGCUGCUAAGAGCAUACUGGGAUCAAUGAAUAUGUGACCAUUUUGAAACCCAAACCGACAUGGUCUCAAUGUCCUUUUGUAGUUAUUUAUAUAUAGUAUUAUUAUCUUUAUGUGCCCUUUGUUUUUGUGUUUCCCCCUCCUUUCUUUAGCUCUUUUGAAUAGUUUAUUGUUUUUAAGAGUUGUGCAUCUUCAGUCUUUUUACAUCCUUUGCUUCUCUGCCCUCAUUAAUCUCACUUGUGUCCAAUCAGUCCUUUUAGUCUUCUCUUACUUGUCAGUUAUCAGUUCAUUUUGACUUCAGUUUGACCCUGUACUUAUUUAGAUACUGGUUUUUCUAGCAAAUUUUUUUUUUUACAUAAGCUCUUAACAGG